AUGUCCACCGAAGACCAGCUAAGUGACAAUGAUAUUCCCGACGACCAAGUGAUCAAUGAUAUAUUUCUGGCUCGUGCCACCAAGCACGCCGAAGAUGCUGUGGACUACGAAGAUAUAGACGAGCUCGCCGACGAUGAAGAUCCGUUGGAAUCAUUUGGAGGCGAUCUUGCUCAGCAAGCCGAUGCAGAAGAAUCGAAGUUUCAAGAGGAAGCUGACCAAGAGUUUGACGACAUGUUUGGCGACGGUGGCGACGAAACACAACACAACGAAGACCUUUUCGCUGACAACAGGGUCAAUGAUGUAGAGAUAGAUGCGGACAUGGGAGAUAUUUUCCAUGACGACGACACUUUGCUUUCUCCAGAAAGCCAGCCUAGCCGCAAACGAUCCGGUCCCAAGCUUCUGGAAGCAGAACGGGAGCGCAAAAAGCAAAGACUUCGAACUGCCAUAGCAAAACUCAAGGAAAACCAGAAAGUUCGCCAACUCAACUACUACUUUCCCGACUUUGAUAAAUCCAAACCAUACAAUAACCACUUGUUAUUCCUUCCCGAGCCUCGAUUCUACUCGUACCUCACCCCUCCCUUGGCUACGAAAUCAUUCGUCAAGCCUCUCAUUCCCAAGAAAUUGACUCUUGAAGUCGAGGAAGAUGAAAGCAGGAUAUUCCGUUCCCGAAGGGCAGCAAAAGCCAACAAGCUGACAGUACGAGGCAUCACAAAGAUUACCGACGCCGACAUAGAACUAGCCAAUAAGGCUGGCUCUGCUGAUACCGACGUGGUAACUAAAACCAUUCCUUUCUUGGAGAUUGACGGUUAUAAUGAAGACAAGUUUCAGUCUUACGACAAGAACUUGAUCUUGUCAGCUGCCGAUUGGGACGAUGAGCAGAUUAUAAACGGUAAAGAAACCACACAAAAGACACCACAAGAAACGACGCAAGGAACAGCAUGGUUCAUCUCAAAGUCAAAGGACGAGGAUGCUGAGUAUCUUGAUGAUGAGAGAAUAUUCUCGGGCCAGAUUGCCGAUGACGUCGUCAAGCUCGAUAUGAACGACCCGGGACUUCUCUUUGUUCCUGAUAAAACCUCAAAAAGCCAAUCGAAAGCUUUGGUCCCACUGGAUGAAAAAAAUAUCGCAUCCAAAUUUAACAUAUCGAACGAUAAACUGUAUGACAUUCUCAAGCAAAAUUACAAUACCAAGGUUAGAAGUCAGUUGAGUAAUCUUACAAUUGAACACUCUGUUCCAGCUUUAAGGCUUCAGUCUCCAUAUUACAAGGUGAAGUUAUCGAAACAGGAGGCUAGGAACUUCCAUAGGCCACGCUUUGACGUUCGGCCAGGAACAUUAAUAUCUUUCUCCAAGUUGAAAGUAAGAAAAAAGAAGAAGGACAAGGGCAAGACAACCCAAGAACUAGUUUCAAAAACGUCGGACUUGACAAAUGCCGACACAUCUUCCUUACUUGCCUUGGAGUAUUCGGAACAAUAUCCGCCUAUACUAUCAAAUUUCGGUAUGGGUUCAAAGAUAAUCAACUACUACAGAAAGGAAAAAGACGAUGAUAACGCAAGACCCAAGGCUCCAAUUGGAGAAACACACGUUCUAGGUGUGGAAGAUAGAUCACCCUUUUGGAACUUUGGCCAUGUAGCUCGAGGUGAUUUCGUUCCAACAUUGUACAACAAUAUGUUGCGAGCUCCAAUUUUCAAGAAUGAAAUGAAAAAUACGGAUUUCUUACUUGUGCGCUCACAGGGAGCAGGCAGUCACCAAAAAUAUUAUUUGAGAGGAAUUAAUCAUAUGUUCGCCGUCGGAAACAUCUUUCCUGUCAUGGAGGUCCCUGCACCUCAUUCGAGGAAGGUCACGAAUGCGUCAAAGAACAGGUUACGCAUGAUUGUGUUCCGCUCUAUGAAUGCCAAUGAUGAGUCUCGUAUUUCAGUUAAGGAUAUUUCCCAUCACUUUCCUGAUCAGAAUGAUAUGCAAAACAGGCAAAGGUUGAAGGAGUUCAUGGAGUACAAUAGAACAGGAGAGGAUCAAGGUUUUUGGAAAAUAAAAAAGACCGAUUCUGUCCCAUCAGAGGAAGAUAUCAGAGCUAUGCUCACUCCAGAAGACGUCACUUUAUUAGAUGCCAUGCAGCAUGGAAACCAAAUGCUCGACGACAUAUUCUACAUUUUUGGAGAUGAGACCAAGGAGGACAGAAGAGCGAACAAACGAAAGAAGGACGAGGAUGAGGAAGAAGAGGCGGAUAAGUCUAAAAAGGAUAACAAGGAGAAGGAAAUUGAAGACAUUGAUGAAGAAUUAGCUCCAUGGAAUGCCACGAGAAAUUUCUUAAUCUCCAAUCAAACCAAAUCGAUGCUUCAAUUGAACGGCGAAGGAGACCCAACAGGUAUAGGUUUGGGAUUCUCAUUUUUGAGAUGUACUCAGAAAAGUGGUUUCACUCCUUUAUUUGCACCAGUCAAAGAGAAUGUUCCCAAAAAUAGCACGGCAUCUUAUCAACAAAAGUUAUAUGAGGAUGAAGUAUCUAGAAUUUGGUACGCCCAAAGGCGUUCCUUGACAGUGGAUCCCCAUCACGGGCAGGGCCUUAGUCCCAUUUACCGCGAGUAUAAACCAGCUAAUCACCAGAAAUACGUUAAGAACCGAGUCUCAAAAGAUCGAAUGAUGAGCAGCCUUGCGGAUCCAAAAAGUCCCAAGGUUCUUAAGAUUUCAAGACGCUUUAGAGAUGAGAACGGUAUAUUACAACGUAAAGAGGAGGUUAUCAGUGAUCCUCGAAUUAUCAAGGCAUACGUGAAACGAAAGAAGCAAGUUGAAGAUGAAAUGUUGCGGAAUGCCGAUGUUGACGAAAUCAUUCCAACUAACGAUAAAGAAUUGAACAGAAUCAGGCGAAAGGCAUUGGAGGAGAGAUACGCAAGUUUGGAAAAGAAGUCUAAAUUGGGCAGAGGAAAAAAGUCAAAAGAUGCAAAUCCACCACCACCUCCUGUCAAGAAUCCCUUGCAAAACCAACCUCCAGAUGGCUCGCCACCUGUUAGCAGAAAAGGAAUUGGUAAAGGAAAGAAUACGAACAGAAAGUGUGCCACAUGUGGAGCUUAUGGUCACAUUAGUACCAACAAGUCAUGCCCAUUAUACAGCCAGAGAUUUGGUAAAGGUGGCGGAAUAGGUACUGCUGCAGAUGAUAUAUCAGAGUUUGCACUUUCGCAAUAG
This is a messenger RNA of Meyerozyma guilliermondii ATCC 6260, 3171 nucleotides long. It is a transcript of the gene TAF145, whose product is annotated as Taf145p. NCBI's taxonomy places the organism in Eukaryota, Fungi, Ascomycota, Pichiomycetes, Serinales, Debaryomycetaceae. Gene Ontology annotation, cellular component: transcription factor TFIID complex. Gene Ontology annotation, molecular function: TBP-class protein binding; RNA polymerase II general transcription initiation factor activity; RNA polymerase II general transcription initiation factor binding. Gene Ontology annotation, biological process: RNA polymerase II preinitiation complex assembly; transcription by RNA polymerase II. The coding region runs from base 1 to 3171 and encodes 1056 amino acids. The record is from RefSeq and is a predicted model, not a curated record. The transcript has a single exon.